GAUCCGGCCUACGUGCCUGAGUGCAAGGAGGAGUCCGACCCAGGCUCUGAGAAGUUUGAUCAGACGAUCAUGAACGAAGUGGCGGAGGAGCUCAAAGACACGGACAACCCGUGUGGCUUAGUUUUCAGCACUCCAAAAACCAAGAAGAAGAAAACUGGCCUCCCGCCGGACAACUUCUUCGGCAUUCCUGACAUCGAUGGCUAUGGAGAUAAGUUCGAAUCCGACAUCGACAACGAAGGCGAGGGCAUGUCCUACUAUGCAUGGAACCUGGGAGACGUGGACGAGCCGGGCAAAUCUGGCCUCACACCCACGACCGUCAAGGAGUGUGCCGACCGUGAAAUCGCCCGUGAUUUCCAGCUGGCCAAAUGGCAGAACGAGCACCGAAAGGUGGAAUGGUUCAACGAUCUGGCAGAGGAAGUCCAGGACUGGCUCGAGGCGACACCAGAUGUGGACGUUGCAAGUCCUGGCCCCACCAUAAAGGCUGGCAAGAUCCUGUCCGCGGUUGCCAAGGUGGCCCGAAAAAUCAUAAAGGUCAACAACAACCAGCGGCUUAUCGGAAGGAACAGCCGUUUCGUGGCCGCCGACAAUGAGGACUGCAACUCCGUUCAGCACGGCCUGGCGCGGACCUUUUGCGACCUCCACUGUGUUCGGGACGCCGUGAAGAAAGGCGACGCAGCGAUCCUCACGAGCCUGGAAGAGGGCGUUUCGGUUCUACAGCGGGAGAUGCGCAACCUCUUCCAGGCAUACUUCCCAGGCAGCUCUCAGUCGGCCAGCCUUUUGGCAGCCUCGCAGCACGAAGACUUCCAGCAGAUGCGUGCCGGGCUGGCCACGGACGUCCGUGAGAUGCGACAACUCCUCCAGCGGAACCUGCACCCCACGGCAAAGAUCGCCUCUCAGCGUGCUCUCCGGGCGUUCCAAUCCGCUGUCCAGGGAACGAGAGAGGUCGGCCAAGAACUCGGCAACAUUUCCGGGAUGCAGUUCCUCGCCGAAGAAACGGGGCGGCUGAAGGCGACACUCAAGGCAUCUGCGCAGACUCAGACGUCCUACGCGGUCACAGUGGAGCGGAGGACUGCGGCGUUCGUAGUGAGCAUGAACAAGGUCUUGCGUGCAAAGACACGAACAUUGGGAAUCUACCGCACGGCUGCCUCGAAGAGCAGGCUGCGGCAGUCCAUUCUUUCCGAGGGCUUGCAGGACGACCUGCGCGAGCUGUCCUUCGUUGCAACGUUGAGAGCACUGGACGCCUCAUGGUGGGACUUGCGCAAAGAGCUGGACCGGUACUUGGACACCUAUGAAGA
Molecule: messenger RNA, 1295 nt
Organism: Symbiodinium necroappetens
Lineage: Eukaryota; Dinophyceae; Suessiales; Symbiodiniaceae
Source: the annotation of a GenBank genome assembly